UUACUUCAAUCACAUCAACUGCGGGUAUCUUUCUAGGAGUACGCACUGAACCCGAUCUCGCAUAAUUUCUCUCCGUGGCUUUUGUGUUCCGAGUUUUAUCGUUUUCGUAUAUUUUAGCGUUUGAACAUUACGCAUUUACACAUAAUCAUGAAAGAAAGAAGAAACACUCAGCCGAUGGUGGUGAGAUGUAAACUGGUGCUUGUUGGAGAUGUCCAAUGCGGAAAAACGGCAAUGUUACAAGUGCUGGCGAAGGACUGCUAUCCCGAGACAUAUGUACCCACCGUAUUUGAGAACUACACCGCUUGUCUGGAACUCGAGGACCAGCGGGUAGAGUUGAGCUUGUGGGACACAUCAGGCUCCCCCUACUACGACAACGUGCGCCCCCUCUGCUACAGCGAUUCGGACGCCGUGCUCCUGUGUUUCGACAUCAGCCGCCCCGACAUCGUGGACAGUGGCCUGAAGAAGUGGAGGACUGAGAUCAUGGACUUCUGCCCCAACACACGGAUCCUGCUCAUUGGCUGCAAGACGGACCUGCGCACAGAUAUCUGCACGCUCAUGGAGCUGUCCAAUCAGAAGCAGACACCCGUUACUUACGAGCAGGGCUCAGCCUUUGCUAAGCAGCUGGGUGCCGAGGCCUACCUGGAGUGCUCGGCCUUCACCUCGGAGAAGAGCAUCCACAGUGUGUUCCGCACGGCGGCGCUGGCCUGCCUCAACAAGCUGCAGCCGCUGCCCAAGCCCAGUCCCACCCGCCGCCUGUCCAAGCGCCUGCUGCACCUGCCCAGCAAGUCCGAGCUGCUCACCUCCACCUUCAAGAAGGAGAAGGCCAAGAGCUGCUCCGUCAUGUGAGUGGGGUGGCGGCGCAGACCAAGACAGAAAAACAACAACAACAACAGAGUCAGAAAAUAAAUGUCAACCCCCCCCCGCCCGCCCAGCAGUGGCUUCCCCUGCACUGUUUGAUUUGGGGAAGGGGGGGUGGGUGGUUUAUGAUGGCCUCAUCAUACACCAUGUGAAGGGUUCUGUGUUGACUCUUUUUUCCACCCCCCCAAGGGAAAAAAAUGUGUAAAGAAACAAAAGUCCUUCAGGACAUGUGGACACCCUGUUGUCCACAUUGUCCUGAAUCUUUUCAGUGCAUAUCUGCUGUAUUUUGUUUUGUUCUUACUCUCCCUCUCUCUCUCUCUCUCUCUCUCUCUCUCUCUCUCUCUCUCUCUCUCUCUCUCUCUCUUUAUCUCAACACUGUAUCCUUGCUUCUUGGAAAAUCAGAGAUCAUCAGCUCUCUCAUGUUCUUGCUCACUGUACUUCAAAACUAUUGCUAUGUGCAGCUGUAAACAAAAAAAAUGGUGUACAAAGUGGUAGCCGUGUCAGGUUCAUAAUCAUUUGACUGCAUUCGAGAGGGGGGGAAAAGAAACGGAAAUAAUGGACUUUUUUCAGAUGAACUCGGUCAGAGGGAGCAGUGGGGAAGCCAUUUUAAGACAUUGUUUGCACAGAUAGUAUGUGUAUGCACGAUGGGUACAAAGGAGGGAGCAGCCUGGUCUGAGUCUAUCCAGCAGGCUCUAGCGGAGCUGUGGGCUUGACCCCUGCUCAUAGUGGGCUAGCCUGUCAGGAGAGGGAGGAAGCAUCUGGUCAAAACUGAAUAGCAGGCUCAGUCCAGCCUGUGAGUAGUGUUGAUGUUCUCUUACUGCUGGCUGCUGCUUGCCCAGACUCCAGCUAAGAGCGGGAGGAGGAUACAUGCCCUUCUCUGCUCCCAGCGGCGCCUUUGUUGUCAGAACCCCCCCCCCCCCC
This is a messenger RNA of Alosa sapidissima (American shad), 1779 nucleotides long. It is a transcript of the gene rnd1b, whose product is annotated as Rho family GTPase 1b. Bases 148 to 846 code for a protein of 232 amino acids. Gene Ontology annotation, biological process: small GTPase-mediated signal transduction. Lineage: Eukaryota; Metazoa; Chordata; Actinopteri; Clupeiformes; Clupeidae. The transcript is spliced from 5 exons. The record is from RefSeq and is a predicted model, not a curated record. Gene Ontology annotation, molecular function: GTPase activity; GTP binding.